GGUCCGAAGACGAAAUUCGUGAAAUCCAACCCAACCCAACCCAGCCAAUUUUGAUCGGUUCGGAUUUUAUUUUGACCAAAAUCCAUCCAACCCAACCCAUGUGCACCCCUAAUUAAAACUCAUUUCUUCAAAACUGUGUCUCCUAAACGCAAAAACCCUCAUUGUUUCCACUUGAAACACACCAAACCACCAUGGUCGUAGCUAUGGCAAGAGCGCUCUCUCGCUCCUCCCUCCGCCUCGCACUCAACCUUCCUUCCCGCCGCCUCCUCUCAUCAUCCUCCUCGGCCAUGAUCCUCGCCCGCCGCCUCCCUUCGGCACCUCCGUUCCCCGCCUCCCGCUUCACUGAUGUCCGGUUCAACUCGGAGCUGACUACGGGAAGCCCGUCGAGCAUCAGCGAGAAGCCAGCGGCGGAGAUGCCGCCGCUGUUUCCAGGUUGCGACUACAACCAUUGGCUCAUCAUCAUGGACAAGCCCGGUGGAGAGGGUGCUACCAAAAAACAAAUGAUCGAUUGCUACAUUAAAACCCUCGCUAAAGUUGUUGGCAGUGAAGAGGAAGCUAAGAAGAGGAUUUACAGUAUUUCCUGUGAGAAGUACCUUGGAUUUGGAUGCGAGAUUGAUGAGGAGACAUCUGAUAAGCUGGAUGGGAAGGCUGGAAUUAUGUUUGUUCUCCCAGAUUCAUAUGUUGAUCCUGAAUACAAAGACUAUGGUGGUGAACUGUUUGUGAAUGGAGCGAUCGUACAGAGGCCACCUGAAAGACAGAAAAGGUUGGACAGAAACAAACAACCAGAAAGACGUCACGAAAGAUACAAUGAUAAAACAAGGAAGUGAAGGAGCAAUUGGAAGGGAAUGGAGCCUGAGCUUUUGUUUGCAUGCCUAAAAUAAAUUAGUUUGAAGUUCUUGUGGUCAAUGAAUAUGCUUGGAUAUAUGUUAGUUUCAGUGUAGACGGACGCAAAGUCCUUUUAGAUUUCUGAAACUCCUAUGAAUUGACAUGAAAGUUCAUGCAUUUUGCACUUGGUAUCGAAACAUUUACUAGGUUUGUAGUUAAAUUGAACCAAUAUCAUAUAUUAUAUAUUUUUAUUCCUUGUCA
Messenger RNA from Lotus japonicus, 1086 nucleotides. RefSeq names its product multiple organellar RNA editing factor 2, chloroplastic-like. The transcript is spliced from 4 exons. NCBI's taxonomy places the organism in Eukaryota, Viridiplantae, Streptophyta, Magnoliopsida, Fabales, Fabaceae. Gene Ontology annotation, cellular component: mitochondrion. Bases 192 to 827 code for a protein of 211 amino acids. The record is from RefSeq and is a predicted model, not a curated record. Gene Ontology annotation, biological process: cytidine to uridine editing; mitochondrial mRNA modification.